Cynara cardunculus var. scolymus (artichoke) is the source of this 3142-nucleotide messenger RNA. RefSeq names its product serine/threonine-protein kinase EDR1. Bases 31 to 2928 code for a protein of 965 amino acids. The transcript has 13 exons. Lineage: Eukaryota; Viridiplantae; Streptophyta; Magnoliopsida; Asterales; Asteraceae. Gene Ontology annotation, molecular function: ATP binding; protein kinase activity. The record is from RefSeq and is a predicted model, not a curated record. Gene Ontology annotation, biological process: protein phosphorylation.
ACAAGAAGAAGAAGAAGAAGAAUUCAGAAAAUGGAGAGGAAGAAAGGCAUGAAGAACAUCUUCAAGAAGCUUCACAUAGGCAGCAAUCAUGAUCCCAAUCGAUCAUCAAACGAUUCAUCAUCAUCGUCGUCGUCUUCGUCUUCGUCUUCAUCGUCUUUCGCCACCGCCGACCAGCGUACACCUUCAACUUUCACUGGACAAACCACUGCUCAGUCUCCAUCUACUGCUGCAACUCCUCCUUCAUCGUCUCCGACCGUCAAUGUAACGACGCGUCCACAACAAGAUUACUACUCGUCAGAAGAGGAGUACCAGGUCCAGCUAGCCCUAGCUUUAAGCGUGUCAAAUUCGGAGUCUCGGGGUGAUUCUGAUAGUGAUCAGAUCCGUGCUGCGAAGCUGUUGAGUUUAGGGAAUCACUCUAGCAAUAAUCAUGUCCCCGAUAGAGGUGAUGCAGCAGCUGAUAAGUUGUCUCGGCAGUACUGGGAUUAUGGUCUCCUUGAUUAUGAGGAGAAAGUAGUAGAUGGCUUCUAUGAUGUAUAUGGGCUUUCCACAGAAAUGGUAGCCCAAGGGAAAAUGCCUUCUCUGUCAGAUCUUGAAACAGACACUGGGAGUUCCGGUUUUGAAGUUAUUGUAGUUAACAGAGCAAUUGAUCCUGCCCUAGAAGAGCUGUUGCAAGUAGCCCACUGUAUUGCAUUGGACUGCCCUCCUGCCGAGGUCAAUCUUUUAGUGCAGAGGCUUGCUGAACUUGUGACAGAACACAUGGGUGGACCAGUGCGGGAUGCUAAUAUCAUCUUGGCAAGAUGGAUAGAAAGAAGCACAGAGUUGAGGACGUCACUCCAUACUAGUGUAUACCCUGUUGGAUCCUUACGAGUUGGGUUGUUACGUCAUCGUGCUUUGCUUUUCAAGGUAUUGGCUGAAAGCGUUGGAAUAACAUGCAGGCUUGUCAAGGGUAGUCACUAUACUGGUGUUGAGGAUGAUGCAGUCAACAUCAUCAAGUUGGACAAUGGAAGCGAAUUUCUGGUCGAUCUGAUGGCAUCCCCUGGAACACUUAUACCUGCGGAUAUAUUCAGUGCAAAGGAUUCUUCCUUGAAGUCAUACAUGCCAAAAUCCAGCAAACUUCCAGGUGUCCAGUCAACUAAUGAUUUUGGACUUCCUUUGCGACCUGUUUCAAGCAAUAUUGGUCAGAACAUUGAAGUGCAAGAUGGUGUUGGUUCAGGUAGCAUGUCUGGUUCCGAAAGGAAAGAACCUUCAAAUUCAGUGGCAAGCCCGAGUGACACUGGUAUUAUUUCGUCUCCAGCAGGAAAACGAGCAUCCCCUUCUAGUCAAUUGGAUCAUAUUCCCUCGUCCGCAAUUGGCAGUUCUCUGUAUAAAGGGGGUCGUGGGCCGAAUGCAGCUGGUGGUGGCUUAAGGAUGAAUGUUAAUAUAGUCCCAUAUACACAGAAUAGUGCAGAGGACAAUAAAAAUCUUUUCACUGAGCUCAACCCAUUCCAGAUUAAAGGAUCCGGGAAGGCUUCGAUGCAGACCAGUAAUAUGGAAAAUAAAAAUGAGGAGCUUCGUAGGGCAAAAAGUAACCAAGUGUCUGGUCGACCUCCUGUUCCACUAAUGUGGAAAAACCGCCCUGCUAUUAAUGAGGUCCCCAGGAAAAAGGAGCAUGAUUAUAUAGAGGGCAUCUCAUUGAAAAACCAUCGUGAAACUAAUGAUUCUACCAUGCCAGCUUCCACCAGCUCAGCUGCACCAGGAAGAAUACAUUCUGAUGGUUUGAAGUUGCGUGUUAAUUUUAAUGUGACUCCAAAAGAAAAUAAUGAGAGUACUUCAAAUGCAGCUGAAUCCGAAGCUGCGUGGGCUGAGUGGAAAAACUAUAGAUUGUCUUUGGAGGUGGUAGGUAACAAUAGCAAUGCUUUCCCUCGGAAUAACAGGUUGGACCAGGGAAAAAUGCAUGAAAAUAAUGCGGUCGGUGGGAAAGAUGUUAGAAAAACUUCAAAUGAUCGAGUCAAUCUUAACAAUCCAAAGCUGAUGGGACCAGAAAGCUCAUCCUCGUCAGUUGAUUCUUUUCCACCUCAGAUUGAUCCUGUAAUAGACGAUGUUGGAGAUUGUGAAAUUCCAUGGGAAGAUCUGGUAAUUGGUGAAAGAAUUGGACUAGGUUCAUAUGGUGAGGUUUAUAAUGCUGAUUGGAAUGGCACUGAGGUGGCAGUGAAGAAGUUCCUUGAUCAGGAUUUUUCAGGUGCUGCUUUAGCAGAGUUCAAGAGAGAAGUGCGCAUUAUGCAGAGAUUGCGCCAUCCGAAUGUUGUGCUUUUUAUGGGUGCUGUCACUCGUCCCCCAAACCUUUCAAUUAUCACAGAAUUUCUCCCAAGAGGAAGCUUAUACAGGAUAAUUCAUCGUCCACAGUGCCAAAUUGAUGAAAAGCGUAGAAUCAAAAUGGCUCUUGAUGUGGCAAAGGGGAUGAAUUGUUUGCAUACAAGCAUUCCCACAAUAGUUCACCGGGACUUGAAAUCUCCAAAUUUGUUGGUUGAUGAAGAUUGGAAUGUCAAGGUAUGCGAUUUUGGGUUGUCACGCUUGAAGCACAACACUUUCUUAUCAUCCAAGUCAACAGCAGGAACGCCCGAGUGGAUGGCACCUGAAGUUCUGCGGAAUGAAAAUUCGAAUGAGAAGUGUGAUGUAUAUAGCUUUGGUGUUAUACUGUGGGAGCUUGCAACUCUAAGACUGCCUUGGAGUGGGAUGAACCCGAUGCAGGUCGUGGGUGCUGUCGGCUUCCAAAAUCGUCGCCUCGACAUCCCCAAGGAUGUCGAUCCGUUGGUCGGAAGAAUAAUCUGGGAGUGCUGGCAGACAGAUCCAAAUCUAAGGCCUUCAUUUGCGCAACUCACCGUAGCUCUAAAGCCAUUGCAGCGACUAGCAGCUGUAUCUUCACAAAUUGACGAGCAGCAGGAGAUUUGAGCAAGUUUUUGACCCCAUGUUUCCUCUCGUAUAAAAGCAAAGUUUAUGAAAUGAGUAUAUAAUAGGAAAAAGGGGAUGAAACAAUAAUCUGUAUACCAAUAGAUUGUGCAUAGUUUUGGGUGUAUGUAAAUACGAUUCAUAAAGAUUUGACGACGUUUUCUUUGUGUUUGAUGUUCGAAAAUGGAAGCGAAGAAAGUUCAGUUUUUUCACCUAA